AUGUCGGUUGGAGCCGGCAAGGACUCUUUUACUUUUGCUUUGACUUCUAGCUUUGAGCCUGAGCCCGAGCCUUUGGUAAUCACAGUGGGAAUUAUAACUACCACAGUCUAUUUCUUGCCUGUAGCUGGCUCCGCUCUGGGACAAGCCACACCCGAUAUUUACUAUUCAUUGGGGACGACAGUUUAUAUAUCUGGAGGUCUGACUCAGACAUUUUCGGAGGAUCAAUUCACCAAUCUCAGAACGCUUACUGCACCAACAACAAUCACAACAUCGAUCGUCGAAAAAUCCACAGGCUCAUCAACUACCUCUUCCACCACCACCGUAAUCCCUAUAUGGGUUCAAGCUGGAGGCUUUUAUUGGUCUCCAGUCCCACUACCCACGCCUGGGCCCCUCAAAAUCCCAUCCCUUCCAGAGUUUCCUCCUAUCCCCAACCCACCUUGCUUCAGGUUUCUUGAUAUCUUCUCAAUUGAUUGUCCUCCUGAUAAGACAAAACCGACUAGUACAUUCAAAAGUGGUGAUUCCGCGGAGCCUACUUUCACUGCAAGUUGUGGAAGCCCUUGCACCGCAAAUUGUGAUACAACGGGUACCGCCACCUCCACUGAAUGCUCAAAAGCCAUAGCAACAAACUAUUGGGUCUCUUGUGCCUCCAACAGUUGUGUCACCACGAGCUCUAGUACAGUUACAGGGUGUGCAGUUGAGCCUAGUAUCACGACUACCACAGGAACCGAUUACCGUCCACUUGCUACGCUGCUAACUGGUGAUGAUGAAGGUUCUGAUAAGGAUAUUUCAAUCACUCCAAUUUGGACUGUUGUACAGACUACGAUUUCGAAGCGUGUGUACCUGUCCGGCUCCACGUAUACUGUUAAGUCAGGAUCAAUCACUGUAAAUGGACUCGGAUAUAGUGUUCCAGCAGUGUCAGCUUCAUCCGUCCUGGUGAUUGGAGGAUCUACAGCUACUGUCUAUCCGCCAGUUGUAGCAUCCAUUGGCUCUAUCACUGCCACUGGCUAUGGAACAAAUCCAUUAACACCUUCGAGCACGACUACUCCUGUGCAAAGUACUACUACUUGCUCUUUACCGAUUCCAACGCUUGCUGAUCCCAAAAAUGGGCAAGUAUACUGCUUCAGCGAGCACAAUGAUGGUACUUACGUGCCAUUUAACAUCACUGGCGAGCAAGCAGUCCUAAAUUCCAUUUGUAAUGAGGGAAAAACUCUUUAA
Messenger RNA from Sclerotinia sclerotiorum 1980 UF-70, 1215 nucleotides. RefSeq lists its product as hypothetical. NCBI's taxonomy places the organism in Eukaryota, Fungi, Ascomycota, Leotiomycetes, Helotiales, Sclerotiniaceae. The coding region runs from base 1 to 1215 and encodes 404 amino acids. The record is from RefSeq and is a predicted model, not a curated record. The transcript has a single exon.